ACUGAGCAUAUCCAUAGCAACUCUGAACCGAAGAGUCUCAUUGAUGAUCAAGAGCGCAAACAAGCGAGCUACCAAGAUGGCUUCUUGCGAUAUUGAGAGCAAUUUCACAAAAAAUAAAACGACUUCUAAAAGAAGCUUACAAGGCAUUAAGCCUUGCCACGUUUUAGGUGUGAGCAAAGGCGUAAGAAACAACCUGCUGUUUCAGGAUGAGGAAACUCUGAUUUUUCCAGGUGGAAACCAUUGUGUCAGUUACAACAUCCCUCAGCAACACCAAGAGUUUCUUUACAGUGCAGCGAAAAGCAAGAGCUUGCGGGCCCUGGCUUUUAGCCCUGAUCGGCGCUACCUGGCCGUGUCGGAGUGUGGUAAAUGGGCCUCCAUUACCAUCCUUGACCUGAAGGACAAGAAACACUCCAAGAAAAAAGUUCUGAAGGGCAGCGACUAUGGCGUGCAGGAGUUUGUCUGCAUGGCAUUUUCGGCUGACUCGGAGUACCUGCUAGGCCAGGCUGGGGGACCCUCGUGGACCCUCUACUGCUGGCAGUGGAAGAAAAAGGAGCUCAUCGCAUCUGUGCAGAUCAAGACACCAGGCGAUAUCAUUCAGGUCAGCUUUAACCCCCAGGAUAUGAAACAGGUUUGCGUCACCGGAAAGGGAGUUUUCAGGAUCUAUGAAUUCAGGAGGGGCGCCCUGAAAAUGGCGGACUCAUAUAAGGUGGAGAAGAUGAACAUCCUGUGCCACACGUGGAUGUCUAGCGACUCCAUUAUUGCAGGAACUGAGGCAGGGCAACUGCUAAUUUUGAAAUCCAAACGCCUGCAAAGGAUGGGGAAAGCAUGUGAGAGACAAACGGAUUCAUCUUCAUCUCCGACAGCUAUACCACAGACAGCUAUCACUGCCAUCUUGCCCUACUCUGACGGCUUCAUCUGUUCAGAUGGGCUGGGAGUAGUUAGCCUGUAUGAGAAGAUCCCGGAUAAAGACAACUACAGGAAGACAGUGACAUUAAGAAUUCCUGUGGACCCAUGCAGCAACAAGCCACUUCAGGCGAUUACCUCGAUGUGCAUUAGUCCAUCAGAGGAGGCGCUGGCCAUUAGCACAGACCAAGGCCAGCUCUACCACAUCAGCCUCAAUUCAGAGGAGCUUAUUAAGAAUAAGAAGACCCAGUUCAUGCACCUGUCUCAGUCUUUUCACUCGGGGAGCAUCACAGGUCUGUCCGUAUGUGCGACGAAACCCCUCAUGGCCACCUGCUCCAAUGACCGCACCGUACACAUCUGGAACUACCAUAAAAAGUCUCUGGUGCAGUUCAAGCAGUUUGAGGAAGAGCCGCUCAGCGUCUCGAUUCACCCGAACGGCCUUUUCGUCCUGGUGGGCUUCUCCACAGAAGUCCACCUCAUGAAAAUUUAUUAUGACGACCUGCACACUGCCCAGACGUUCCCCAUAAGCAACUGCACCGAGUGUGUGUUCAACCACAAUGGUAACAAGUUCGCCGCCAUCAUUGGAAAAAUGAUCCACGUUUAUGACAUCAGAACACAGAAAAAACUGGACCUGAGCGGUCAUCAUCAGCAAGUGCAGUCUUUGAAGUGGAGCGACGAUGACCGUCGCUUGGUGUCAUGUGGGAUGGACGGCACUGUAUUUGUGUGGGACGUUCUGACCGGCAAUGCGGUGAUUAGGAACGAGACAGCGUCUUGCUUCGCAGAUGUGGCAUUCUCGCCUAACACCGGGAGCGUCCUCGCCGUAGGCCGCAGCCAUCUUCAGGAGAUCAGUGAUGAAGGGGUCCUAUAUGAAAUGGCCUCAGAUGGUGGGGAAUACACGGCUGUCUCCAUGACUCGUUCGGGCAGAACAGUCUUCAUUGGCACCUCAGCUGGUACUGUCAGGGUCAUCGAUUACCCUUUUGAUAAAGAGAAGACCUGGAAAGAAUAUCAGGCCCAUUCUGGUCCCAUCACCAAAAUGGUCGUCACACCUGGUGAUCAGUACCUGCUGACUGCCUCUAAGGACGGCUGCCUUUUCGUCUGGUCGAUUAUUGACCAGAAUGGACAGACCAUUGAGAAGGUCAAAGAAUUAGACUACACUGGCGUGGUCUUAUGUGAAAAGGAAUUCCUGGAUAAACAGGAUGAGAUGAUAAAUAAGCUCACGUUACAUCUUGAGCGGCUGGAGGUGGAGCAGGAGAUCGCAAUGACCAUGAUGGAAAUAGACUUCAGUGAGAAAAUGCACACAGUUUUGCUGCCUUUCCAGGAGAAGAUCACAUCUCUGAAAGAGAAAAUCCAGAAACUGGGUGCUGUGAAGGACGCUGAAAAGAUCUCUUACAUGAAGGAGCUGACCAAGCUGAAGGAGAAUUUUGUCAAGGAGAUGAACGACCAAAUGAUGAACAUGGACCCGGCCAUCCACGUGAUGUAA
This is a messenger RNA of Hemibagrus wyckioides, 2383 nucleotides long. Its product is annotated as cilia- and flagella-associated protein 57-like. The transcript has 15 exons. Lineage: Eukaryota; Metazoa; Chordata; Actinopteri; Siluriformes; Bagridae. Gene Ontology annotation, molecular function: protein binding. The record is from RefSeq and is a predicted model, not a curated record. The coding region runs from base 44 to 2383 and encodes 779 amino acids.